UGGCCCACGCCAGACCUUUGUAAUCGAGCGUGAAAGCGCUUGUGUUGAUGUCGGCUGCUGCUGUCCACUGCGUUUGUUAACACACUUUGGAACCAACCUUCAAGCCCCGAGAUGUUCUUGUCCGCUGUAGUUCGCUCUGCCGUAUCGCAGACGGCCAGACAGGUCAGGAGUCUGCAUCGGUCUGCUGCACGUGCUGGAGCUGGUGGCAUCUUCGUGCACAGAGAUACUCCUGACAACAACCCAGAUACUCCUUUUGAAUUUACAGAGGAGAACAAAAAGAGGAUUGAGGCAAUCAUUUCAAUGUACCCCGUUGGACACAAGCAAGCCGCCACCAUCCCGGUGUUGGAUGUAGCCCAGAGGCAACAUGGAUGGCUCCCUGUCGCCGCCAUGAACAAGGUGGCUGAGGUUCUGGAAGUGGCUCCAAUGAGAGUGUAUGAAGUAGCGACAUUCUAUACAAUGUUCCUGCGUCAACCCGUGGGAAAAUACUUCAUCCAGAUCUGCACAACAACACCCUGCAUGCUGUGCAACUCCGACAGCAUCCUGGAGGCCAUCCAAAACAAACUGGGUAUCAAGGUUGGAGAAACCACCCCUGACAAGAUGUUCACCUUAAUAGAAGUGGAAUGCCUGGGUGCCUGUGUGAAUGCGCCAAUGGUCCAGAUCAAUGACAACUAUUAUGAGGACCUCUUGCCGAAGGACAUUGAGGACAUUAUUGAUGAGCUAAAGGCAGGGAGAGUCCCACCACCUGGGCCCAGGAACGGGCGUUUCUCCUGUGAACCAGCAGGUGGAUUGACCUCUCUGAUUGAGCCUCCUAAAGGACCAGGCUUCGGUGUGAGACCGGACCUGUAGGCUUUUUUUGGCCAGCAUUUGCUUUUGUUGAAAGCAACUUGUCCCUGAAGCUAAUAUUAUGCUUAAUUCAAACACGUUGUGUAAAUAAAUUGUUCAUAUACCUGUG
Gasterosteus aculeatus aculeatus (three-spined stickleback) is the source of this 952-nucleotide messenger RNA. RefSeq names its product NADH:ubiquinone oxidoreductase core subunit V2 (gene ndufv2). Gene Ontology annotation, cellular component: respiratory chain complex I. The record is from RefSeq and is a predicted model, not a curated record. NCBI's taxonomy places the organism in Eukaryota, Metazoa, Chordata, Actinopteri, Perciformes, Gasterosteidae. Gene Ontology annotation, molecular function: NADH dehydrogenase activity. Gene Ontology annotation, biological process: mitochondrial electron transport, NADH to ubiquinone.